AUGUACCGCCAAAUUCUCGUACAUCCUGAGGACUGCAGCCUUCAAACGAUACUGUGGCGUCAACACAAAACGAGCGAGAUCCAGGAGUACGAGCUGCUGACGGUGACCUACGGCAUGGCGUGUGCACCGUUCCUGGCCAUCCGAACGCUGCGGCAACUCUGUGCGGACGAAGGGGCGCAGUUUCUUCAAGGGGCCACAGCACUUCGGCGAGAUUGCUACGUCAACGACGUAGUCACCGGAGCGGACGACCUCGGCGAUGCCGUCAACCUCCAGACAGAGCUGCGCAAUCUCUGCAUGGCGGGCGGAUUUCCGCUGAGGAAGUGGGCUUCAAACAAUCCGGACGUCCUCAGCGGAGUCCCACAGGAGCAUCGGCUGCAGCAAGGACCACAUUCCUGGGACGACGAGAGCCAUUCGACCUUGGGUCUGCGAUGGCAUCCUCAAGAAGACCGGUUUGCCUUCGCCAUACAUCCUCGUGUAGUCAGCGAGUUUACGAAGCGACGAGUCCUCGCAGAGACUGCACGGCUGUUUGACCCGAUGGGCUGGCUCGCACCUGUCGUGAUUCGGGCGAAGAUCCUGAUCCAGACCACCUGGCUUCAGCAACUCGACUGGGACACUCCACUACCUGCCAAGGACGUCAAACGUUGGCAACAGCUGCUGAACCAGCUACCUCUGCUCAGCAACAUACGGGUGAAUCGCUGGCUCAGCACCGACAGCGAUUACUCCACGUUGCAGAUCCACGGCUUCGCAGAUGCAUCAGAGCGAGGAUAUGCUGCCGCCGUUUACAUCCGCAACUCUGGAAAGGAACAAAUCACAAUCAAUUUAAUCAUGGCGAAAUCCAAAGUCGCGCCCGUCAAGCCAGUUUCGUUGCCUCGCCUUGAACUGUGCGCUGCUGUGCUACUCACCACGUUGACGUUGCAUAUCCGAAACACCCUCGGCUUGACAUCAACUCCAGUACACCUGUGGUCCGAUUCCAAGGUCACUCUCCAUUGGAUCCAGGGACACGCCGCUCGCUGGAAAACGUUCGUCGCCAACCGGGUGGCUCACAUCCAGACUCAGCUCCCGGACGCUCAGUGGAGACACGUGGCCGGGAAGGACAAUCCUGCAGAUUGCGCAUCACGAGAAAUUAAUCCGGAAGAGUUAGUCAAUCACACGCUAUGGUGGACUGGACCUACCUGGUUGGCAUUGGACGAGACAGCGUGGCCCAGCUCAGAGGUCGACAUCGCAGAGGACGACCUUCCGGAACAACGCACCACCAGCCUGAUGACCAAAGGUGCCGUCAUCGUUGAACCGGAUCUUCUCCUUCGGUUCUCCACACUCCAUCGGCUGCUGCGCGUUACGGCCUGGUGUCGUCGAUGGCUCAACGUGGCGAGCCGAGAGGUCACACUUGGUCGUCCGCUGCAUCCUGACGAGCUGGACGCCGCCCUACUCCAGUGGCUUCGAAUUGUGCAGGCACUCCACUUCCCGGACGAGGUAGCCGCUGCCAACGCGGGACGCCCCGGUCCACCACGCAGUUCACUGAUCAAACUCAGUCCAUUCCUCGACGACCAAGGUGUACUGCGCGUAGGAGGGCGCCUCAAACACGCUCUGCUGCCUUACGACGAGAAGCACCCGGUGAUCGUUCCGCCGGCCUCCUGGAUGACGCGACUGCUCAUCGAGUCCUGCCAUCGUCGGUCUCUACACGGCGGCGUCCAGAUGACUCUCGGCUUGCUUCGUCUUCGAUUCUGGGUGCCACGAGGAAGGACCGUCAUUAAGCAGCAACUUCAUCGGUGCGUCACUUGCACUCGCUGGCGAGCGGCCACUCCACAGCCUCCAAUGGGCAACCUUCCGCGUGACCGAGUGACGCCGACUCGGCCAUUCCUGAGCACUGGCCUGGACUACGCGGGACCCAUCUUCAUCCGGACCAGCAAGGGGCGCGGACACCGCUCACAGAGAGGAUACAUAGCUGUCUUCGUAUGCUUUUGGUCGAAGGCUAUCCACCUCGAGGUCGUCUCGGACUACAGUUCCGAGGCCUUCAUCGCCGCCUUACGCCGCUUCGUCUCCCGCAGAGGCCUGUGUACGGACGUGUACAGCGACUGCGGCACGACGUUCGUCGGCGCCGAUCGCACCCUGCGCGAGCUCUUCAAGGCGUCAUCUUCCGAGGGCCAUCACAUCGCUCGCGCCGCCAACAAUCAAAGGAUCCGCUGGCACUUUAAUCCGCCAGCGGCCCCUCACUUCGGUGGCCUGUGGGAGGCUGCCGUAAAAUCCACAAAAUUCCACCUCCGUCGAGUAAUCGGCGAAACCACCCUCACAUAUGAGGAGCUUAGCACACUCCUCACGCAAAUCGAGGCGUGUCUUAAUUCUCGUCCGUUGCAGGCUUUAUCAGACGAUCCGGACGACACUUCGGCGCUCACACCAGGCCACUUCCUCAUCGGGGCGCCGCUAUUAGCCGUACCUGAGCCAUCGUUGACUGGUCAACCAGCAUCCACACUGUCACGCUGGCGUCAUCUCCAAUUGAUGCGAGACCAUUUUUGGCAGCGUUGGUCAGCGGAGUACGUGCACGGCCUCAACCCCCGCACCAAAUGGGUCAAGGCCGAGGCCGCACCUCACGUGGGGGACCUCUGUCUCAUUCGUUCGGAGCUCACCCCUCCGACCCGAUGGCCUCUCGCACGGAUCACGAGACUGCAUCCCGGGGACGACGGUAUCGUCCGCGUGGUUUCGGUCCGCACCGCCACAUCCGAAUUCGUGCGCCCGCUCGUUAAAUUAGUCAUGCUUCCGGGCGCGGAUCGUAUUCCUGGCAUGACUAACGCGGACACGUCGUCCGCCGGCACAUAA
Molecule: messenger RNA, 2811 nt
Organism: Nylanderia fulva
Lineage: Eukaryota; Metazoa; Arthropoda; Insecta; Hymenoptera; Formicidae
Biological process (GO): DNA integration
Molecular function (GO): nucleic acid binding
Source: RefSeq, a predicted model, not a curated record